Molecule: messenger RNA, 2960 nt
Organism: Camarhynchus parvulus
Lineage: Eukaryota; Metazoa; Chordata; Aves; Passeriformes; Thraupidae
Gene: RNF168
Product: ring finger protein 168
Exons: 8
Coding region: 189-2024 (611 amino acids)
Biological process (GO): double-strand break repair; protein ubiquitination
Cellular component (GO): site of double-strand break; nucleus
Molecular function (GO): ubiquitin-protein transferase activity; nucleosome binding
Source: RefSeq, a predicted model, not a curated record
AGCGCCGGAGUGAGGGGCGGAGCGCAGCCCUGCCGCCAUUGCGGGAGCCGCGGCCGUUGGCGGCCUCCGGAGCGUAUUGCUGGGCCAAGUGGAAAAAUCGUGUGAGGAGACAGAUGACCCCCACAGUUUCAAGUCAUACAAGAAGGCCCUGAUGUUGUCCUAGUGCUGUUCCUCUACCUCGAGUCAGUAUGUCGAAGAAAUCCAAGGCCCCGCUGUCCUUGUCCGACUGCCUCUGCCAGAUUUGCAUGGAGAUCUUUGUGGAGCCUGUCACGCUGCCGUGCAGCCAUACCCUGUGUAAUUCCUGCUUCCAGAUGACAGUGGAAAAGGCCAGCCUUUCUUGCCCCUUCUGUCGGCGUCGGGUCUCUUCCUGGGCACGGUACAACACCCGCAGAAAUACUCUGAUCAACUGGGAGCUCUGGGAGAAGAUUCAGAAGAAUUACCCAGAGGAGUGCGAGCGCAGGAUGAACGGACAGGAUUUGGAUGAGGAAAUCUGUGUCCCCAAGCCACAGCACCAGCUGAGCAAGCCUGGGGAGCUGAGGCAGGAAUAUGAAGCAGAGAUUAGUAAGGUGGAGGCAGAAAGGCGAGCACAUGAACAGGAGGAGAACAAAGCGAGUGAGGAGUACAUCCAGCGGCUGCUGGCAGAGGAGGAGGAGGAGCAGAGGCUGGCAGAAGAGAGAAGGAAGGAGAUGGAGAAGCAGCUGAAGCAAGAUGAAGAGCUGGCCUGGCAGCUCAGUAACAGUCUGAAUGAAGAUCCUGAGGGACAUGUGCCUGGCAGCCCGUCACCAGCACACAGCCUCUCCCUUCAGCCAUCCCCACUGAGCCUGAGCAAGGCAAAGAACAAACCAAGCAACUCUGGAGAUAUUCAGAAGUACCUGUCUCCAAAGAAUUAUGGUAUGUUGGGAUCAGCAUCGUUCUCCAGUACCACAGGAAGAGGCAGGAGCAACUCUAUCUCUGGGGAGACCAACAGCAAUGAAGGCAGCAGUUCUGCAGUGCAGGAUGAACAAGAGGAAAUGCCAACCCUGUCUCCACAGCUGACCAGUGUAAAUAAAGAUUCUGCAGCUAAGGAUUCAUUUUUGGAAUCAUGCAUGAACUAUUUCAGUGCCUCAGCUUCAGGUGAAGCUGCCACUGUCAAGCAGGAAAAAACACCAGGACCAAAUGGUUUAGAAGAUGGAGUUCCAGAUGCACUUCAUGGAACCACAGAAGGGGAAGGGUCUAGGACAGUUCUUCUUAGAUCCAAUGGAGAUGAUGAUGGAAUUGAGUCCGACAGUGGCAAUUUGACACAUGUCCAAAGGGUAAACCUUGAAAAGGCUGAUGAAACUUGUACCUCUGGUCAGUUAGAAAUGAAUUGUGUGAUGUCGGACAGCCAGACUGUGUUGCCUGGUCUGGGGAAGGAGGCUGGACACCUGAAUGAAGAGACACCAGAAAAGCCACAGAACUCUAAGGAGACUCCCAAAAGGAAGUUAGUGGAGACCCCAGCUGAUGCCAUGAUUGACUUGGACAUGCUUGAUAAGAGGAGAAGAACCUUUUCAGAAAGUGUAGAAGACCAAGGAGAGCAAAUGAAUGAUUUUAACUUGCAGACACAAAGAGCCUUUGAGCAGGAGUUCUAUGAAAGGCGCAGGCAGGAGGAGCAGGACAGGCUCUUGGCUCUGCAGCUGCAGAAGGAGCUGGACAAGGAGGAAAGGACACUGAACAGACAGAAGGGCUCUCCAGAUGAGUAUCUGCUUCGUACCAAACCACCUCGCUCCGGGAAAGACUCUGCUGCCAGGAAGGGAAGCUCCAAGGGGGCAAAAGACUUGAAGGGAUCAAAAACCCAGGCUGAAACCAAUCACCACAAGACUAGGAAAGGUUCCUGCAAUGAAAACUGGCAGUCCCCUGCCAGGGUCCGGGUGAAAUCCCCCAGCAUCAAGGAAGGAAAGGUUUUGAAUUGUGUGGUUAAUACCAGUGACGCAAAUGAUAUUUGUUCACUGCCUAAGAACAAGCAAAAGACAAUCCUGCAGAUGUUUAAAAGCCCUGUUGCAGAGUAGAUCAGAGCCAUGGACACCUGGUGGAGUGCGAAUGGAAACUGUGGUGAUGUUCUCCUGUGCUAGGCAAAGCUUCCCUAAGCAGUUUUGAGUGGUUGCCUUGGAGGGGAACCGCUUUGGGCAGCAUUUCUGUGAGUUCUGAGAAGUUCUAGUAACAUACACCCCCAGAAUGUAACAUUUUUAAAUUGUUCCUUUCUUGAAUAUUAUUUUCUAGCACUUGCAGCACUUCUUGCAGGAACCAGAGCAUCUCUUAUUUUCUAACUUGCAUUUACAUGGUUUGGAGUGUGAAUACUGGUAGUGUUGGAAAGCAAUGAUAAGUGAUGGUCUGAUCUGGAAAUGAAAAUCCAAAGCCUUUAAUGGAAAAGAUGCACAUUCCAUGGAGGAAACAAAUGAAAAACGAGUUUGUAUUCCCAGCUGGCUGUCAGCUGCAAGGUUGAAGCACAAGCACUGUUCUCUAAAUUGAAGCACCUUGCUGGAAUUUAAGCUGUUGCUGCAAUUGCAUUGUUGGCACACCCAUGAACAGGAGUGUAAGCAGACAGCCACUCUUUCCCUCUCAUAUGCUAACCCCUCCCUUCAACAAAAAGGAAACAAACAGGUCAUUCUCCCCUGGCAAAGCCAAGGAUCUUUCAUGGAUGCCAAGGCUGUGGGCUCCCAUUCACCUCUGUUCACAGAGUUCCCUCCUGCAGAUCCCAUUUUCCCUGUUAAGAACAAGAUACUUUUGUUUUCUUGUUGUUAAUAUCCUGUUAAUGAUACAUAUGAAUGUACAAUGGUGUUACUAUACUUAAUGCUGUUUAAUUUUCAUACUCAAACUGGUUUGAGUGUGAUUAAAACAAUAGUCCAGAAGCCAGUUAUGAUGGAGAAAGUUAAAAGGGAAAGAAGCAACUGAAGGCUGGAGUUGUCAGUAAUGACAUAACUGUAAUUAGAAAUUCACAUAACUGC